Molecule: messenger RNA, 747 nt
Organism: Suhomyces tanzawaensis NRRL Y-17324
Lineage: Eukaryota; Fungi; Ascomycota; Pichiomycetes; Serinales; Debaryomycetaceae
Gene: TPI1
Product: triose-phosphate isomerase
Exons: 1
Coding region: 1-747 (248 amino acids)
Biological process (GO): gluconeogenesis; glycerol catabolic process; glycolytic process
Cellular component (GO): cytosol
Molecular function (GO): triose-phosphate isomerase activity
Source: RefSeq, a predicted model, not a curated record
AUGGCUCGUCAAUUCUUCGUCGGAGGUAACUUCAAAAUGAACGGUACCAAGGAGUCCGUUGCUCAAAUCAUCGACAACUUGAACAAGGCCGAAUUGCCUUCUGCUGUCCAAGUUGUGGUUGCUCCACCAGCUCCAUACAUUUCCGUGGCUGUGGCUGAAAACAAGCAAAAGACCGUCGAGGUGUCUGCCCAAAACGUCUUCGACAAGGCCUCUGGUGCUUACACCGGUGAAAUCUCCCCAAACCAAGUGCUCGACUUGGGUGCCAAGUGGACCUUGACUGGCCACUCUGAAAGAAGAACCAUCAUCAAGGAAUCCGACGAAUUCAUUGCUGAAAAGACCAAGUUCGCUUUGGAACAAGGCUUGUCCGUUAUCUUGUGUAUCGGUGAAACUUUGGAAGAAAGAAAGUCCGGUGUUACCUUGGACGUCACUGCCAGACAAUUGGACGCCGUCUCCAAGAUCGUCUCUGACUGGACCAACAUUGUCGUUGCCUACGAACCAGUCUGGGCCAUCGGUACCGGUUUAGCUGCCACCCCAGAAGAUGCUCAAGAAACCCACAAGGGUAUCAGAGCCCACUUGGCCAAGACCAUCGGUGAAAAGCAAGCUGCUGAAGUCAGAAUCUUGUACGGUGGUUCCGUCAACGGUAAGAACGCUGUCGAAUUCAAGGACAAGGCCGAUGUCGACGGUUUCUUGGUCGGUGGUGCUUCUUUGAAGCCAGAAUUCGUUGAUAUCAUCAAGUCCAGAUUGUAG